AGCAGAGGGCUGGAGGCUCAACUUUAGGCCCCUCCCGGGAUGGGACAUUAUAAAUGUCCCUGCACCUCUCAUGUCUCUCUCUGCUCAAGGAAACUGCGGCUCUGAAGACUCAGGGACAACGUCCUUUUUCUCCCACUGUUUUAAAGAAGACCUCCUCACACAUGGAGACCAGAGUGGACACGAUCGAGGAGGUAGACCUUACAAAUUCUGAAAAUGGAAAAAUAACACAAAUGAACUUAGAGACGGCUUUGAAGGAAUGCUCCACUGCCUUGGAAUACUUUCUCAACAACCACUUUGCUGAUGCUCUGGCUCUUUUAAAACCAUGGAAGGACCAGAGCAUGUAUCAUGCCAUGGGCUACUGCAGCAUCCUGGUGAUGCAGGCAGGCAUGACCUUUGACCCCAAAGACAUGGAUGCUGCUAUGACGUCUUUGAGAGAUGCUUUGCAGACAUGUCAGCGUUUCAGGAAGAAAACAGGAUUAGUUGAGACCCUCACAAGUUUUUUGUACAGACAAACGUCUGAUAACUUGACAGAAGAGGAGAUGCACGCCGAACUGUGCUAUGCCGAGGUUCUGCUCCAGAAAGCUGCGCUGACAUUUUUAGAUGAAAGUAUAAUUGGAUUUAUUAAAGGAGGCAUGAGGAUACGCAACAGUUAUCAGAUUUAUAAAGAAUGCCAGGCCAUGAUAAACAGCAGAAAAGAGGAACAGCUGGGCUCACUUGUCCAUUUUAAGAGUGGUGUCAGUAUGGGCAUCGGCUCUUUUAACCUGAUGUUGUCUUUACUCCCAUCUCGAGUCCUCAGGCUGAUGGAGUUUCUGGGAUUCUCUGGAGACCGGGAGGUUGGUUUAUCAGAGCUGAGGGAGGGUGCGGCCAGUAACAGCCUGCGAUCCAUCCUCUGCACCCUCACACUCAUGAUGUUUCACCUUUACAUCACAGUUAUUCUAGGGACUGGUGAAGGAAACCUCACUGAGUCUGAAGCUUUGCUCGAACCUUAUGCCAAGAAGUUCCCAAAUGGGGCACUCAUGCUUUUUUACACUGCGAGAAUCGCUCUGCUCAAAGGCGAUUUCACUCUUGCCCAGGAGAAGUUCUUGGCCUGUAUCGCGGCGCAGGAGGAGUGGCGUCAGAUCCAUCACCUGUGCUAUUGGGAGCUCAUGUGGGCCUACUGCUUUGAACAGAACUGGAGUGAAGCCUACCGCUACGCUAACCUACUGUGUAAAGAGAGCAAGUGGUCACAGGCAGUUUAUAUGUUCUUAAAAGCUGCCAUCUUGAGUAUGCUCCCAGAGGAGGAAGUGACCAAAAUGGGAGAGAAUGUGGUGGAAUCAUUCAGGCAGGUGGAUGGACUCAGGAUGAGGAUUGCUGGAAAGUCCAUUCCAACAGAGAAGUUUGCAGCAAAGAAAGCGGAUCGAUACAAUUCCUCUAACCCCGUGGAGCUCGUUGUCCCUGCUUUGGAAAUGAUUUAUGUGUGGAAUGGAUUCACUGUCGUGGGGAAAAGACCUGAGCUCACGGAAGGUUUCCUGAGCUCUUUGAAAACAGCCGAACAGAAGCUCAAUGACUCCAAAAAUCCUUCAGUGUAUCACCUGGAUGAUCAGUGUGUGGUGCAGCUGCUCAAAGGCCUGUGCCUCAGAGAGCUGGGGCAGCUCGACCAAGCUGAGCUGUCCUUCAACCAUGUUAUAUCAAGAGAAACUGAAAUAAAGUUCAACAACUAUCUCGUACCAUACACCAUGUAUGAACUGGGCCUCUUACACAAACAACGAGGCGACUUUGACAAGGCCAUUGAAAUAAUGGAAAAUGUCAAAGCAAACUACAAAGAUUACAACAUGGAGUCAAGACUACAUUUCCGCAUCCAUGCUGCGCUCAACACAAUGGGAACAUUCACAGCCAAACUGCCUCCUUCACGUACUCCAGCUUGAAUCAGUG
This is a messenger RNA of Periophthalmus magnuspinnatus, 1911 nucleotides long. RefSeq names its product tetratricopeptide repeat protein 39B-like. Gene Ontology annotation, molecular function: protein binding. The coding region runs from base 54 to 1904 and encodes 616 amino acids. Lineage: Eukaryota; Metazoa; Chordata; Actinopteri; Gobiiformes; Gobiidae. The record is from RefSeq and is a predicted model, not a curated record. The transcript is spliced from 18 exons.